Dracunculus medinensis (Guinea worm) is the source of this 2235-nucleotide messenger RNA. The record is from the annotation of a GenBank genome assembly. NCBI's taxonomy places the organism in Eukaryota, Metazoa, Nematoda, Chromadorea, Rhabditida, Dracunculidae.
AUGGGUAUCGCAAAUAGUUCGUUUAUAAAGGAAACGCGCACAAAUUGUGAUUUGGAUUGGAUUGCACCAUCAACGUCCCGAAAAAAUCUUACAAAACAGAGAAAGCCAUUUUUUAUUAAUUCAUUUGUCAGUAAAUAUCUUGGUAAUAAGUUACAAUCAAGGUUUCAGUCAUUUGCAAAGCAUCGACCCUUAUCUCGUGAUAAUCAGCAUGCUUUUCGAGAACUUAUAAAAUCUUGGACAUAUUCGGAAUUAUCUUCGUUUUGUAGCGAAAUUGAAAGUGGUUUGGCUGUUAGAGAACUAACUAUUUUGGCUGAAACAGCUCGACCUUCUACUUCGUCAUUAUCAAAUGAUCUGCUGUAUGCGCUUAAAAAUUCAACUGCAGCAGAUUGUUAUAUCGUAUUUAAGGGCGUACGCUACAAAUCGCAUUUACUAAUUCUCUUAUCACGCUGUCGAUAUUUCUAUAAUUAUUGGAAAUUGUCAUCAGAGACGUCAAACAGUGAUAUGCCAGAAUUGCAAUUCAUCGAUGACAAUCUGUCUUAUGAAUUUUUCCAAGCUUCUCUUCACUUCAUCUAUUCGAGUACCUUACCGGAAUCUUUAUCGCCUUUUGAUUGCCAACAGCUUGAAGGGCUAUUAAUCAAACUUGGUUGUAUUUUUCCGCUUCAGCAAGAUUUCCUUAAUUUCAAUUUUGAAAGUAAAGGCGAUUGUACUCUUAUUUUUACUGCAAGUACGAACAUUGUUUCAUCAAGUACCUAUUUAAUUUUUCAUUUACGAAGUUUAUUUAUAAUUUUCGCAGAUGAAAGAUUUUCCCAUCGCAGCGAAUUGCGUGAUUACUGUGUUAAAUGUUCAUCAACUAUCAUAGCUGCACGAUCAGAGUUUUUGCGAUCAUUAAUAGAAAGGCGUCAACGGUGUGGGAAGCCACUAGAGAUCGUCAUUGAUGAGCAUCUUUUUCCUAGAAUAUAUGCAGUCGUAGUGCUUCAUGCAAUUUACACAGAUCAUCUUGAUCUUACCAAGGUAUUAGACGGUUGUCAAGUGUCCGCGAGCAGCCUUAAUGAAGUGCAAGCAAUUGCAGCUGGUCGUACUCAGCAGACUCCUCUUCGGCAUGCGAUCGAUAUUUAUCAUAUUGCUCGGUUUCUCAAUCUUCAUCGCCUAGCCCAAUCUUGUGAAAAUUUAAUGGUUUCUGAAUUAUCGCUUGAUACGGUUGGGAGCUUAUGGACAUGGGCAUCCGAGGCUGGUGGCUCUGCGUAUGUUCGGCGUCAGUGUAUAACGUUUGUGCUAACAGAAUUUUCCCGUAUAUGUGCAUCACAUUUACUUUUAGAAUUGGAAGAGGACCUUCUCUAUGAAUGUCUUCUAUCUGAUUAUGUUCAGUCUUCUGAAGUCGAGAUUUUGGAAUCUUUGAUUCGUUGGGGCGAGCAUGAACUUGUUCGCCGAAUGGAAGAAAGAGAACCUAAUCUAGUCGCAAAUACUACACAUAGUAUAAGUCGUAAGGGAGUUCGACGAUCGGAUUUAAAUGAUACUGAAUUAAAAAAUAUUUUAUCACGAUUAUUGCCCCUUGUGCGAAUUGAUUAUAUUAUUCCUCCGUUUCAUCAGAGUCUGACUUCCGCAUAUAAACGUGGUUUACUUGACCGAUCGCCUAAUGCAGAUUUACUGGGUCAGCAAUAUCCUGAUAGUCGAUCACCAGAUGUUAGUCCUGAUGCACACUGGUUCGACCACAGUGUGCCACAUCGACAUCCAUCUGGUCCCAGACUUCUUUUCUUGUAUGCAGUGGAAGCGCGAAAUCGACUUCGGCGUCUUUGCGGCACCAGCAAUGAUUUGUGCAUUAAUCAUCGGCAAAUUAAGACAAUGGCACAAACACAUGAAACAAUACAUCCUUAUAUUAUAAAUGUUAUGCCCGAUUUAAUUACAGAAGAGCAAAGAGAGAAUAUUGAAAAAGCAUUCAUUCAUUCGAUGCAGCAGAGUGAAUUGAUAAAAAAGGCGUUUUGUUGCGGAUGUGAACAUCACAGGAAUCUUGCCAUUGAACAGAUUCGACUACGCGUCGUACGUGAACUUGACGUUGAUGAAAAUGGGAUUGAAGUGAUUUGUUCUACAUCUAGUGAAAAAAUCUUAAAUACCAAAUGCCCACCAUGUUACAGAAGUCAGCCAAUCUUAUCUGCAGUAAAUUUAUGGUCAAGCUCCACAACAUCCAUAUAUUCACGACCAAUUUCAUUGCUGUCGGAAUAUGGCAAGUUAUUUUUGUAA